This is a messenger RNA of Arabidopsis lyrata subsp. lyrata, 1126 nucleotides long. RefSeq names its product putative axial regulator YABBY 2. The transcript is spliced from 6 exons. Gene Ontology annotation, cellular component: nucleus. Bases 210 to 764 code for a protein of 184 amino acids. Lineage: Eukaryota; Viridiplantae; Streptophyta; Magnoliopsida; Brassicales; Brassicaceae. The record is from RefSeq and is a predicted model, not a curated record. Gene Ontology annotation, biological process: cell fate commitment; multicellular organism development.
CCACAUUAGUCUUUUCAGAUUUUUUGUACACUUCCUUCACCCCCCACCCAUCUCUCUCUCUCUCCUCUUCCUCCCUCUUUCUUCUUUGCUUGCCCUUUUCUUUUAUUUUAUUCUUCCAAAAUCAAAUAGUUCCUUCUUUGAUCUCAUUGGGAUAACUAAAAGUUUCAAGAAGAGAAACAUAUCGUUGAAGAGAGAACCCACACAAAAAAAUGUCUGUGGAUUUAUCAUCUGAGCGUGUUUGCUAUGUCCACUGCAGCUUCUGCACCACGAUUUUAGCGGUAAGUGUACCAUACGCAAGUUUGUUCACACUUGUGACGGUGAGAUGUGGCCAUUGUACCAAUUUGCUCUCCCUCAACAUUGGAGUUUCACUUCAUCAAACCGCACCUCCUCCCAUUCAUCAAGAUCUUCAGCCGCAUAAACAGCACACAACCUCUUUGGUAACAAGGAAAGAUUGUGCAUCAUCUUCAAGGAGCACCAACAAUUUAUCGGAACACAUCGAUCGUGAGGCUCCAAGAAUGCUUCCUAUUCGCCCUCCGGAGAAAAGACAACGUGUACCUUCGGCCUACAACAGAUUCAUCAAAGAGGAAAUCCAAAGGAUCAAGGCUUGCAAUCCUGAGAUUAGCCACCGUGAGGCAUUUAGCACUGCUGCUAAAAAUUGGGCACAUUUUCCUCACAUUCACUUUGGAUUAAAGCUGGAUGGCAACAAAAAAGGCAAGCAAUUAGACCAGUCAGUUGCAGGCCAAAAGUCUAAUGGCUACUACUAAAGCCUUUAUAUAUACAUACAUAUAUAUACACUAUAUAUAUGCGUGUGUAUGCUUUAUGUUUAUCUUUGUACGUACGCAUUUAUGAAUGUGUAAGCAGAGAGCUGAUGAUGGAAGAGAUCAGGCGAGGAAGAAGAAGAUCAUAUAACCUUACAUAUGUAUACAUGUAUGUAUGUCCCUUUCCUUUUCUUUGCGUGGGCUUCAUUCAUCUAUAACUUCGUUUCUAGUUUAUUCUCCUAAUAAGUGAAGUCUGUUAUGGUUUUCGAAAUUGAACCUAAAUGUUUAGGAAGAAUCUUCUUUCUGAAGAUUGUAAUAUAUAUUUCCACUUUACUCAUUCUGAAAAGGUGUAGCUUUUUGUGUGGUCA